This is a messenger RNA of Monopterus albus (swamp eel), 1674 nucleotides long. RefSeq names its product heat shock protein beta-1-like. Gene Ontology annotation, biological process: protein refolding; negative regulation of apoptotic process; response to heat. The transcript has 3 exons. Gene Ontology annotation, cellular component: nucleus; cytoplasm. Bases 309 to 920 code for a protein of 203 amino acids. Lineage: Eukaryota; Metazoa; Chordata; Actinopteri; Synbranchiformes; Synbranchidae. The record is from RefSeq and is a predicted model, not a curated record.
CAGGGCAACGGAGGAGUAACACUACAGCUCAUGACAUAUCAAGUCACUGUUGCCCCUUAGAUCACACUCACUGCCAGACAAGUGUUAAAAUGAUUGGCUGGCUAUAUAAAGUUUGGAGUGGAGCAUUACAGAUGCCAAAACAGCCAUUUCCUCAGACCUCCUGCUCACUUUCUGUUUGCACUGGAGAAUAAAGAUUCUGAUGCCCUAUUGUUUAGUCUCCAGGUCAUCAUUCUAGACUUAUUUUGUCAGGGUGGAGGCUUUGCAGUUUCAACAUCCCUUUCUUUCCUUUUGAACUUAUUUUCCUGGAUAUGGGUGAACCAAAUAAAAUAUUACAGCGUCCCAUUUUUCACAGAGACAUGAAUUGGGAUCCCUUCCCAAACUGGACACAGCCGAAUCGCGUCUUUGCGCAGGAUUUUGGCCUCCCUCCUUUCCUGGAGCCUGUUGAUCUGGAAUGGAUUGACUGGGCGAAGAGGAGACUGGCAUCUUUGUCCUGGCCGGGGCUCACACAAACACCCCCUCUGCCGCUAUUCAGUGACCAGCACUCUGAUACACUGAACCAAAGGGGUCUGAGACAACGGACAGGUGGAGUGUCAGAGAUCCAAACUGGACAGGACAGCUGGAAGAUUAACCUGAAUGUCAAUCACUUCUCACCUGAGGAAAUCACAGUCACUACCAAGGAGGGCUACCUGCAAAUAUCAGGGAAACAUGAAGAAAGGCAAGAUAAGCACGGACUGGUUUCAAGAUGCUUCACUCGGAAAUAUAAGAUGCCACAGGGGGUGGAUUUGCAACACAUCAGUUCAUCGCUGUCUGAUGGCGUCCUGUCUGUUGAGGCUCCUGUCUCUGGCACCUCCAUCGGCGACCUGACCAAUGAGAUUGUCAUACCUGUUCAGAUCCAACAGGCGCAGGAUGGUGAAAAGUGAAACCAGUGGGCAGAACUUGAAAUUACAAUGAGGUGUAGGCCUUUGUAGCACUGACAUAAACUAGUUUUAAGAGCAUUAUAAGUCAAAUUUUACUGUAACAAGCUUGUUUUCCUGCCAAGUGAUACUGAUUAAUGUUGUAAUUCACUGUCACUAGUACAGUACCAUGUCAUGAUCGCCCCCUUGUCCUGUAGAAGGUCAGGGGAACUAGGAGAUGGUGGUGGCAGGCUGGGUGUCUGGAGCCAAUGCUAACCAACACUGGGCAAGAGGCGGGGUACACCCUGGACAAGCUGCCAGUCUUUCACAGGGCUGACACUUAGAGCCAGGCUGCUCACAACUACGAGCAAAUUAGAGUCAGCCAUUAACCUAACCUGCAUGUUUUUGGACUGUGGAAGGAAGCUGGACUACCCGGAGGAAAACCACAUGGUGUUCUGAAAGCGUGUGUCACAUUUGCUUUUGGUUUUGAUGCAAACUCAUUCAUGUAAAAGGGAACUGUGAUCUACCACAGACACUACUACAAGUUGACAGUAAUUAUCCAAGAGAAUGGCACAGAAAAAAAUGUAUCAGCUAACCAGAGGAUUCUGCAGAACAGAUAUAACAUUACAGCCUAACAAUAUCUGCCAUGUAAAGAAAAAAAUAUGUAAUUUGCUCCUUUAACAUCUUUCAUUAAUGAUCUAUAUAUUAGCAGAUUAGUAGGAAUCAGUUUAAUCUGUAUUAUUUGUUCAUCUAUUUUCUGAUUUACUGUAAAUUUUGUCAA